AGCAGAAGUUAACAAAAUGGCCUCGCUUCCCUUCGUUCGAGUUGCUCUACUUGUGUCGUUUUCAGUUCUUUUGACAGUAGUGCUGGGGUUCGGACUCCCAGCUCUGCUGAAUGCCGUCGCUAAAUGCUGUGGUUUUCCUGAGACCAGCGUAACAGAGUGCAUAGUCGGGGUGUAUUUCAUUUUUGUACUGUACGUCGCGACACCACGGAUCCCCAGAGGAUCGAUAGAGGUAAAGGGAAAGUCAGUAUUCAUCACAGGCUGUGACAGUGGUUUUGGUCAUGCUACAGCUAAACACCUCCACAAACUGGGCUUCACUGUCUUUGCUGGAUGCCUGUUCAAGGAUAAGGGUGAGAGGGGGUCUAAGGAGCUAGAGGAGAUGCAGUCAGAUCGGAUGAAGGUGGUUCAGCUGGAUGUCUGCAGCGAGGAGCAGGUGAACAGAGCUGUGGAGUACGUCAACUCACACCUGGACGACUCACAGAGAGGUCUGUGGGCCGUGGUGAACAACGCAGGUGUGUCUACGUUUGGCGAGGUGGAGUUUACGACCAUGGAGACGUACCGCCAGGUGUCAGAGGUCAACCUGUGGGGGGUCAUCAGGGUCACCAAGGCCCUCCUGCCCCUCGUCCGUAGGGCCAAAGGUCGUGUGGUUAACCUGGCCAGUAUGUAUGGGCGGAUGGGCAAUGCCCUGCGUUCUCCGUACUGCGUGUCCAAAUAUGGCGUGGAAGCGUUCUCCGACUGUCUACGUUACGAGAUGAAGGCCUGGGGGGUCAAGGUCUCUGUCAUCGAGCCGGGGAACUUCAUUGUGGCCACGGGCAUCCUGACGCGGGACAUUGUGGCGACCACGGCUGACAAACUGUGGAGAGAGGCGCCCCCUGGUGUCCAGGAGGACUAUGGCCACGCCCACUUCGACAGACACAUGGCGAUGAUGAGGUCGUACUGUAGCAGCGGACAGAAGGAUGUCCAACCCGUCCUAGAUGACAUCACCGACGCCAUCACGUCACACCGCCCGUUCACGCGCUACAACCCCAUGGAGCCUCAUUGGUGGAUCAGGAUGCAGGUGAUGACACACCUGCCUGCCGUCAUCGCUGACCGCCUCUACUUCUGAUUGGGAGGAUUUCCAUACGUACAGUACAUCAUAUGGCAUUAGGGUUCCGUUUCACUUUAAAGUCUUAAAUUGGGGAAUUCCCAAUGGAAAAUUACAAGCUAUCGAUUCUCAAUUUGUGAAUUUAAUUUGAAUGAAUUACCUGAAUUGACUGAUUUUAAGAAUUUCUGUUGGAUCAUUGGUUCCAGAGACCGUUGCUGUAGCUAAGGAUUCCUUGACACUGGAAAUCACAAAGUGAUUGAGCCUUUAUUAACAAUAUGCACUGUUGUCUUAUCUUAAAUAUAUAUAGUAUUCACCCUC
Messenger RNA from Coregonus clupeaformis (lake whitefish), 1399 nucleotides. RefSeq names its product D-beta-hydroxybutyrate dehydrogenase, mitochondrial. The record is from RefSeq and is a predicted model, not a curated record. NCBI's taxonomy places the organism in Eukaryota, Metazoa, Chordata, Actinopteri, Salmoniformes, Salmonidae. The transcript has 5 exons. Gene Ontology annotation, molecular function: oxidoreductase activity. The coding region runs from base 17 to 1102 and encodes 361 amino acids.